This is a messenger RNA of Tachyglossus aculeatus (Australian echidna), 1289 nucleotides long. It is a transcript of the gene SOCS1, whose product is annotated as suppressor of cytokine signaling 1. Gene Ontology annotation, biological process: phosphatidylinositol phosphate biosynthetic process; intracellular signal transduction. The record is from RefSeq and is a predicted model, not a curated record. The transcript has a single exon. Bases 241 to 939 code for a protein of 232 amino acids. Lineage: Eukaryota; Metazoa; Chordata; Mammalia; Monotremata; Tachyglossidae. Gene Ontology annotation, cellular component: phosphatidylinositol 3-kinase complex. Gene Ontology annotation, molecular function: 1-phosphatidylinositol-3-kinase regulator activity.
CGCCUCUCGGUCAGAUGGUGGGCCGGGGGUGAGCGUGGGGUUGGUGGCCACGGGCCCUCCGAGAGAGAGGUGCGCCUGUCCCGGGAAAGCGUCACUCACUGUCGCCUUUUCUCCUUGCUCCCUCGCCUGCUGCUCCUGCCCCUGCCCGGACUUCAGAGUAGCCGCCGGUGGAGUGGCCGCACCCAGCCUGGCCGCAGCCGGACGCUAUGGACGACCCCGCGGGCUGGCACAGUCUAUAGGAUGGUAGCACACAGUAAAGUGGCAGCCGACAAUGCAGUUGCGACAGACGCGAGACGGCGACUCGACCCAUCUCCAUCACCUCCUCCCAUCACUCCCGUCGUCACGACCCAGGCCGGCCGCGCUUGCCCGGAUGCCCGGCCCCGGCGACCUCCCCAGAGCGCGUCCCGCCAUGGGGGACCGGCGGCGGCCGGGGGAGCUGCCGCCCCGGGACCGGGCGACACCCACUUCCGCACCUUCCGCUCCCAGGCGGACUACUGCAGCAUCACCCGGGCCAGCGCCCUCCUGGACGCCUGCGGCUUCUACUGGGGGCCACUGAGCGUGAACGUGGCCCACGAGAAGCUCAAGGGCGAGCCCGUGGGGACCUUCUUGGUCCGCGACAGCCGGCAGAAGAACUGCUUCUUCGCCAUCAGUGUUAAGACGGCCACCGGGCCCACCAGCAUCCGCGUCAACUUCCAGGCCGGGCGCUUCAACCUGGACGGCAGUGGGGAGACCUUCGACUGCCUCUUCAAGCUGCUGGAGCAUUACCUGAGCUCGCCCCGCAAGGUGCUGGUGACCCCUCUGCGCCGGGUCAGGCUCCGGCCCCUGCAGGAGCUGUGCCGCAAGAGCAUCGUGGCCACCUUUGGGAGAGACAACCUGGGGGGCGUCCCCCUCAACCCCGUCCUCAAGGACUACCUGCAGUCGUUCCCUUUCCAGAUUUGAGUGGUCCGCCACCCCACUCCCCGUCCGCCUCAACCCCAUCCUCAAGGACCACCCGAAGUUGCUCCCUUUCCAGAUUUGAGAAGGCCCCCCCACCACACACACACACACUUUCCCUCCAUCCCCGGAAUGGAAUCGCCGCCGCCUGAUCUGUGGCUCCGGGGGUGGGAGGUGGGCGGGAGAGGGGACCGCUUCUGUUUUCGGGGGUUGAGACCCAAAACCACCAUGGGGGGGACCCGCGGUCGUCCCCGCCCUGGAGGCGGCCCCGUCUAUUUUUGUAGCAACUUACUGUAUUUUGGAAUAGAACUUGAACACCUGACUCAUGUUUACACACCACGAAGAUCUUUGCACAA